Molecule: messenger RNA, 1629 nt
Organism: Microplitis demolitor
Lineage: Eukaryota; Metazoa; Arthropoda; Insecta; Hymenoptera; Braconidae
Product: sensory neuron membrane protein 2-like
Exons: 8
Coding region: 1-1629 (542 amino acids)
Cellular component (GO): cytoplasm; membrane
Molecular function (GO): scavenger receptor activity
Source: RefSeq, a predicted model, not a curated record
AUGAAUUAUUGUCGUACUGGAUUUAGAAAUUUUUUGUCGUACGUUCCAGGAUUAUUACUAAUAUCAUUAGGAAUUUAUCUUGCUACUGAAAAACCGCAUACUAAUUAUGUAAUUGAUCAAAUUCGUAAGGAAGCAGAAUUAACUGAAGGGAAAUAUGGCUAUAGAAUGUGGAAAGAUUUAGACAUAUAUUUUAAAGUAUAUCUGCUUCACGUAACAAAUCCUGACAAUGUUAUGGAAGGAGAAAAUCCGAUUUUCGAAGAACGUGGUCCCUAUGUUUAUAACUUAAACAUGAAGAAACAAGUGACACACGUCGAUGAAAAACUUGACGAGUUGGCUUUCACCAUAUUCAGAACUUAUCAGUUCAACAAAAAUGCAUCCGGAAGUUUUUCUGAAGAUGAUCAAGUAGUUUUAUUAAACAGUGCUUAUUUAGGAACCCUCAACACUAUAGUAUCUAAAUUUCCAGCGUUCAUCGGACGUUUUGGCAACAGUAUACAAAAUUUAUUUCCUAAAACUUACGAUGUAUUUUUACGUAGUAAAGUAAAAGACAUAUUAUUCGAUGGAUUGCCAUUGAUAUGCGACCCUGUUAAAUAUAAAGAUCUAGCUCUCUUAUGUAACUUUCUUAAAGGACAAAAGCCACCCAUAAUUAAAAACACCGACAAACCAGGCGUCUAUUCAUACAGUUUGUUCGACAAAAAUAAUUAUACCGAUAGUGAUCCCUUUACAGUAAAUCGUGGUGUUGAAAAUAAAGACGCGUUAGGUAACACAACGUCGUUCAAAAAAUUACGUGUAACAAAAUAUUGGACUGAAAAAGAAUGCAAUUUAGUGUCGGGUACAGAUUCGAUAACUUGGGCACCAAUGACUGAAAAGUUACCAUUUGUAUCGGUAUACGAACCUAAUGUAUGUCGACGAAUGACGCCAAAUUUUAAAAGAGAAGUAAUAAUAAAUGGUUUAAUGGGAUACCGGUAUGAACUGGAUGAAACUACAUGGCUAAAAAAAAAUAUGGGUUGUUACUGUCUACCUAAUGCAAAAAAAGUACCGGAAUGUCUGCAAACCGGUCUUCUAGAUAUCACCAAAUGUCAGGAUGCACCGGUAAUAUUUUCUGAACCGCAUUUUCUUCAUGCGGAUCCAAAUCUCUUGGAGUAUGCACGUGGCUUAAAACCAGAUCCAAUUGAACACACAACAUUUAUAACAAUCGAGCCUCUGAGCGGAGCACCACUCAGUGGUUCGAAAAAAAUUCAACUUAAUCUAAACGUAAAAAGAAUUCCUGGCAUCACUUUGCUCGCAAAUAUUUCCGAAGGACUUUUUCCAAUUCUUUGGGCCGAAGAGACAAAUGUAGCAAGUGUUAAAUUACUGGGACCAAUUAUUAAUGCACAUCGUCUUUUAAAUGUUUUCAAAUACUUUACAUGGAUACCAAUUGUUAUUGGAUUAUUUUUAAUAAUGAAACUCAUGUGGUAUCGCAGUCUUUUAGAACCAAACGACACGUUAAGAGGAACAAAUCGUUUACAAGUAACAACAAUAACAACAACAGCAUUACGUCCGGAGGAUAAUAAUUUUCUACGUCAUCCGAGUCAGCAACUCGCCUUAAUAAGACCCGCGAAUCGUAAUCGCAACCGUGUCUUUAAUAAGUGA